CUUGGGCCAUCCUCCACUGCACUCCCGGGCCACAGCAGAGAGCUGGCCUGGAAGAGGGGCAACCGGGACAGGAUCGGUGCCCCGACCGGGACUAGAACCCGGUGUGCCGGCGCCGCAAGGCGGAGGAUUAGCCUGUUGAGCCACGGCUAGAAUUUUUCUAACACCAAAGUCAAUUCCUUUAAUAGACAUGGCACUAUUCAGCUGUUCUGCUUCUUCCUCAGUGAGUUUUGGUACUUUGUACUUUCAGUGACUUUAUCCAUCUCAUCUACCAUUUAUUCUGUCCUGCUUGCUGUAGUCUCAAGUUGCUCAUAUAUCUCAUUUCCUGAGGUUGAAACUCAAGUUGUCGAUUUUAGAUCUUUUCUAACACAUGCAUUUAAUUCUAUAAAACUUCCUCUAAUCGCUGCUUCCCCUGCAUCUCACAGACUUUGACAAGCUCUGUGUUGUUUUCCAGCUUCUCCUGGGACUUCUUUGACUCAGUUAUUUGGAAUUGUGCUGUUUAGUUCACAAGUGGAGGAGAUUUUCCGGCCAUCCCCCGGUCGCUGGUGUCUGGUUUAAUUCCUCCGCGGUCUGAAGCACACCGCAUCCCAUGUGUGUCCCUCAGGCUUGUUAGGUUUGCUUGCGGCCGAGCGUGGGCUUUCUCAGCAGCGGUGCUGACGGGAGCCUGAAGGACUGUGGUCUCUGUCUCGGAGGCGGUCGGCGCUGAGGGUGGGUCGGGUUCAGCUGCGGGGCGUUCAGCUCAGUGCAGCCUUAGCGAUGCUCUGCCGGUGCGAUCUGUCAGUCGCUGACAGGAGUCUUUGUGCCUGUCAGCGAUGCCGGAUUCUGAAUUGCUUGCCGUUGUCAGCUUUUGGCCUCCUGCGUUUUGAUGCACGGGGAUUUGGUGAAUGUAGAUUUAGAAUUGUUACGUGUUCUUGGAAAGUUGGCCCCUUUACCACUCUGUAAUGCCCUCUUCAUUCCUGAUCGUGUGCCUUGUCCUGGAGUUGAAGUGGCCUGAUUGCAAUACAGCUACCCCAUCACUCUUUUGAUUACGGUGAGCCUGGCAGACCUUUCUCCAAAUCUUUACCCUUUCUCUUCUUCUUCUUCUUUUUUUUGACAGGCAGAGUGGAUAGAGAGAGAGAGACAGAGAGAAAGGUCUUCCUUUUUGCCGCUGGUUCACCCUCCAAUGGCCGCUGUGGCCGGCACAUCGCGCUGAUCCGAAGCCAGGAGCCAGGUGCUUCUCCUGGUCUCCCAUGGGGUGCAGGGCCCAAGCACUUGGGCCAUCCUCCACUGCCUUCCCGGGCCAUAGCAGAGAGCUGGCCUGGAAGAGGGGCAACCGGGAUAGAAUCUGGCGCCCCGACCGGGACUAGAACCCGGUGUGCCGGCGCCGCAAGGCGGAGGAUUAGCCUGUUAAGCCACAGCGCCAGCCCAUCUUUCUCUUCUUAGUUAAGAUUUUGAUUUAACGUAUUUGAAAGGCAGAGACAGACAGGGAGAGAAGAGAGAAAAGAGAAGGAGGUUGGGGGAGAGAGCGUGAGCUAUUGUUCACUUCCUCUGGUUCACGCCUCAAAUGCCUGGAGUAGCUUGGGCUGGAGCAGGUCAAAGCUGGGAACUGGGAACUCGAUCCAGGUCUCAUGUAGGUGGCCGGGACCCGGGUACUUCAGCAUUAUCCCUGCCUCCCAGGGAGAGCAUCAGCACUGAGCAGGGCAGGGGUUCUUGAGAUCGCUUGUCUGCUACCUGCCCAUUGAACUAGUUCUUUCCUCCACCCUCAGGCCUUGUCUUUACUAUUCUGUUUCCAUACCAGUGGCAGGAACUAAGGCUUCAGUGCAGGGACCCUAGGACUUGGGGCCAUCUUUUACUGCUUUCCCAGGGCAUAGCAGAGAGCUGGAUUGGAAAUGGAGCAGCCAGGACUCCAACCAGUACCCAUAUGGGAUGCUAGCACUGCAGGUGGUGGCUUUACCUGCUAUGCCACAGCACCAGCCCCUUCAGCGGAGACUCAGUCUACACCAGCGGAUGAGCCUCAGCAGAGCGCGGAGCCCAGCGGUGUGUCCUCGGCACCACCUGCCUCAAACAAGGAGAAGACUAAACCUCUGGCUGAAACAGACAAAGUGGAAAAUGCUGACAGUAAAGUCAAAGAAGUGCCAAAGAAAGAGAAGAAGAUCUUUGAUGAAAAGACGGCAGUUCUGGCGAUCCAGGCCUGGUGGCGGGGCACCCUGGUACGGCGGGUGCUGCUGCAUGCGGCCCUCCGGGCCUGGGUCAUCCAGUGCUGGUGGCGCCUGAUCCUGAACAGGGCCCUGGAGAAGAGGCGGCGAGUGGCGCUGGAGAACUUCACCCGGGAGGAGUGGGCGGCCGUGAGGCUUCAGUCCUGGGCCCGCAUGUGGCGCAUCCGCCGGCGCUACUGUCAGGUGCUCAACGCCGUCCGUAUCAUCCAGGCCUACUGGAGGUGCCACACCUGCGCUUCCCGGGGCAUCAUCAAGGGCCAGUACAGAGUCACGGCCAACCAGCUGCAUCUCGAGCUGGAGAUCUUGCUGGGCUCGGGGCCUUGCAUCGUGACAGAGUGUAUUCCCCUCCCAAUAAAGCAGUGACGUGGUCCUCUCCAUGCUGUCUCUGUGUGACAAGCUCCAGGCCGAAGAUGGCAGACGCCUGGCUUCCCGUAUGCGGCGUUGUCUGUGCCCCGUGUAGAGAAGGGCCCUGAGCUCCUUGCCCAGGCUGACAGGGGCUGUGCUUGAUCAGCACUGAAGUUCUAUUGAUGUAUUUGAAAAGGAAGGGAGGAGGCAGAGAGAGAGAUGCCGGUCUUCUGUCUGCUAGAUCACUCCCCAGAUGCCCAGAACAGCUCCGUGGGGUGGUCUUUGAGCUGUUUUGCAGUGCCUGUGUGUACCCGCCGCAUCAAAGCGAGAAGAGAAAAGCAGACUUCGGACGUCACACUCGGAAGACUGGCAGAGCGUGUGCUCCUUACACAGCGACACUGCGGCUGCGCUGAAUGCGGCUGGGUGAUGAACCCCACCAGACUCGCCAGUCUGCACUGUUCCUCACUCACAGGACAGCAGUGGGCAUGGAGGUAGAAAUUCAAAGUGCUGCACUCGUCACAGCAGAAUCUGUUUAUAAAAACUAAAACAUGAAAGCGGGACUGCAAACAAGAUUCCAAGCUGCUCAUUUGUUAGCCAAGCAGGGGCAGCUGCUCGCUGCUAAUUAAAUCAUGUUUGAUGGCAGCAGCCGGGGAGCUGGGGCCAGAGACAAUGAACUUAACACUGUUAGCCCGUCAAGGAAGGGAGCUGCUGGAAGCGUGGAAGACACGGGGAGCAGGGUCAGCAGUCAGUUAAAAAUAGGGCAAAUGACUUCAAGUGGUUUUCCUUGGCUCUUGAUGAGCUGACAGGUGCCAAUACAGCUCAGCUGUUGUUUGUUGAAGGCAUAAAUGCCAAGUUUGAAGUGGACUGGGGAACAUUGCGUAGGAAACAAAUACAUUGGGAACAUUUGUUGAAGACACUGAGAAAAAGCUAGUUUAGUAUAACCUGAGAUGGAAUCUGCUGAGAUGUGAUAAAACUGCUGGUAGCAAAAAUAUGGGUGGAGCAGAAGGCUGGCUUCACUGGACAUCCUCACCAAGCACAGGAAAAUGUCAGACACUUACGGGCUGGGGGUUCCUCAUUGUGUUAGCCCUUUUAAGCUGUCCCAGGAGACAAGACCAAUUGGGAUCCUGAGGAAGCUAGCAUUUCAUUAUUUAUUUUCAUUGUUUUUGAAAGGAAAGGAGGGAGAGAGAGAAGGCUGAUUCUGAGAUCUUUCAUUUGCUGGUUCACUCCCCAGAUGCCUUCCACAGGGCUGGACCAGGCUAAAACCAGGAGCCAGGAACUCCAUCUGGAGCUUCCACACUGGUGGAACCACCCAGGUGCUUGAACCAUCAUCUGAUGCCUCCCAGGGUGCACACUCAGCGGGAACCUGGAUGGCCACCAGAGGUGGGACUUGAACCCAGGCACACUGCUGGGGGAUGUGGGCGUGAGCCAGUGCACCGAUGUGGUAAAGAUUAGAUGGAUAACUCUAAGUUCAUGAGCUGGAAGCCACAUCUUCGUUUUGUGUUGUCAAGUUCAUCUACCUGUCAAUCAGGAGACCCCUCCCCAGGAAGUACCGCCUCUUGCCUGGGACGUGGGGGUGGUGCCACAUAGACACUUCCUUUUUUCUGAGCAUGUGAAAAGUUAGGAAGAAGGGCAGCGCUCUCUGCUUCAUGAGGAUCAGGACGAGCAGAGCAAGGUAUGAUAAUUCUCUUUUUUAGGCCCCAUUCUCCCUUAAUGAAGCCCUAAUGUAGGCCUGUGUAUUUUUCUUACAUUGUAAAUAAAGUU
Lepus europaeus (European hare) is the source of this 4298-nucleotide messenger RNA. It is a transcript of the gene IQCF1, whose product is annotated as IQ motif containing F1. The record is from RefSeq and is a predicted model, not a curated record. Bases 1866 to 2555 code for a protein of 229 amino acids. The transcript has 5 exons. NCBI's taxonomy places the organism in Eukaryota, Metazoa, Chordata, Mammalia, Lagomorpha, Leporidae. Gene Ontology annotation, molecular function: calmodulin binding.